Messenger RNA from Linderina pennispora, 373 nucleotides. RefSeq lists its product as uncharacterized. Lineage: Eukaryota; Fungi; Kickxellomycota; Kickxellomycetes; Kickxellales; Kickxellaceae. The coding region runs from base 52 to 288 and encodes 78 amino acids. The transcript has a single exon. The record is from RefSeq and is a predicted model, not a curated record.
AAUAUACUUUACUUUCCAUAUUCCUAACUCCAAACCCUCAGUCUAUUGCCCAUGAACAAGCUGGAAAACGAAACUAUCAGCUCAGCGUAUAGCAUUAACUUUGAAAAGUCGUGGCUGGACCUUGGACCUGAGGAAAACAAAAGCAAAUGCAGGCAAUCGCUAAAAUUCUGGCACAAGAUUCGGUCAUCAAAACAUGAGCAGACCUCCAAUAUAGAUAGUAUGCUGCGCUCAAGAAGUAAAUCGAUGCACAUUCGCAAGCCACCAAUUAAUUUUUCACUCUUCCGCUGAAGGCCCGCGUACAUCUACUCUUUGCAGGAAGCUGCUUCAUGAACUCAUCUUUCAUAUGUAUCAUAACACGAGGCAAUAAUAAAAC